This is a messenger RNA of Cynara cardunculus var. scolymus (artichoke), 1594 nucleotides long. RefSeq names its product endoglucanase 8. The record is from RefSeq and is a predicted model, not a curated record. Gene Ontology annotation, biological process: carbohydrate metabolic process. Lineage: Eukaryota; Viridiplantae; Streptophyta; Magnoliopsida; Asterales; Asteraceae. The coding region runs from base 1 to 1494 and encodes 497 amino acids. Gene Ontology annotation, molecular function: hydrolase activity, hydrolyzing O-glycosyl compounds. The transcript has 7 exons.
AUGGCGCCAAAACCGGUAACUUCGCCGACGGCUAAUUCACCCCUCAUUCUUGCUGUUUCUACUCUCAUUCUUCUCUUCUCCGCCUCUGCUUCCGCCUCUGCGCAUGAUUACUCCGAUGCUCUCCGGAAAUGCAUUCUCUUUUUUGAAGGUCAACGUUCCGGCAAACUUCCGCCGGAUCAGCGUGUCAGGUGGCGCAGUCAUUCUGCAUUGCACGACGGAGCAUCCGCCGGAGUCGAUUUGACGGGAGGAUACUACGACGCCGGAGAUAACAUUAAGUUCGGUUUUCCGAUGGCGUUUACGACGACAUUGCUGGCGUGGAGUGUGAUUGAUUUUGGGAGGAUCAUGGGGCCGGAGCUAGGGCAUGCAGUUAGGGCGGUGAAAUGGGGAACAGACUACUUAUUGAAGGCAACGGCAACGGACGGUGUCGUUUAUGUUCAAGUAGGGGAUGCUAUUUCGGAUCAUAACUGUUGGGAGAGGCCGGAGGAUAUGGAUACAUUGCGAACGGUGUUUAAGAUUGAUCGGAACCACCCUGGAUCUGAUGUGGCAGGGGAGACCGCCGCUGCAUUGGCCGCUGCAUCAAUUGUUUUCCGGUCACGUGACCCCACUUACUCGCGCAUUCUUCUCAACCGUGCUGUUAAGGUCUUCCGGUUUGCUGACACAUACAGAGGCGCAUACAGCAAUGCAUUACACUCUGCUGUUUGCCCUUUUUACUGUGACAACAAUGGUUACCAGGAUGAACUGCUAUGGGCAGCAGCAUGGUUGCACAAGGCAUCAAGAAGACGGCAAUACAGGGAGUACAUAAUACGGAAUGAGGUCAUUUUAAGGGCAGGGGACACCAUUAAUGAAUUUGGUUGGGAUAACAAACACGCGGGCAUCAAUGUUCUCAUCUCCAAGGAGGUGUUAAUGGGAAAAUCACCUGAUCUGAGAUCAUUUCAGAACAACGCAGAUGCUUUCAUUUGUUCAUUAUUGCCUGGAACUGCCCAUCUUCAAGUUCAAUACUCACCAGGUGGAUUGAUCUUUAAAGCUGGAGGGAGUAACAUGCAACAUGUAACUUCAUUAUCUUUCUUGCUGUUGGCCUAUUCUAACUAUCUAAGUCAUGCCAAUCAUGUGGUGCCAUGUGCUGGAAAAUCUGCCUCCCCUGCUCUUCUCAAAAGCUUGGCUAAACGUCAGGUGAACUAUAUCCUUGGGGAUAAUCCAAUGAGGAUGUCUUAUAUGGUAGGAUAUGGAAACCGAUACCCGCAAAGGAUUCACCACAGAGGAAGCUCGUUACCUUCGGUUAGAGUCCAUCCAGCUCGCAUUGGUUGCAAGGCUGGAUCUCGUUACUUCUUUAGCCCAAACCCCAACCCAAAUGUAUUGGUUGGAGCCGUAGUGGGUGGGCCCAACACCACCGACGCCUUUCCCGACUCUAGACCCUUCUUUCAAGAAUCAGAGCCAACGACUUACAUAAACGCACCGUUGGUCGGGCUACUAGCCUACUUUGCAGCCCACCCUUGAUUUGAAACUGAAUAGAGUAGUGGUGCGCAAAAUGGUCACCCUGCCUUCCUUCCCAUUAAGAUUUAAGAUCUUCCAAAAUGGAAAAUUUGCAAUUGUAUCU